Hydra vulgaris (swiftwater hydra) is the source of this 2221-nucleotide messenger RNA. Its product is annotated as protein CASP-like. Gene Ontology annotation, biological process: intra-Golgi vesicle-mediated transport. The record is from RefSeq and is a predicted model, not a curated record. NCBI's taxonomy places the organism in Eukaryota, Metazoa, Cnidaria, Hydrozoa, Anthoathecata, Hydridae. Gene Ontology annotation, cellular component: Golgi membrane.
UUGCCGUCGUUUUGAUGACUUUACCGACAAGCUGAAGAAAAAAACAAAUAUUUUUUUUUUGAUUCAAUCGAACAAACUAUUAUUUCUGAAAACUCAAAAGAAAUAGAUAGUUUUAAUACAAAAAUGUCCAAUUUGAAAUCUGUUUUAAAAUAUUGGUCAGAUUUUAAUUUACCUGUACUGCAGAAAAGUCUUGAUCAAUCCGCAAAUGAGAUUGUAGAGCGGCAAGAAAAUUCUGAAAAAGGAAAAAAGCUUCUUAUCAAACUAACAAAAGAAUGGAAAGCAAGUUCUUCAGAGGAAGUUCGAUCGAAAGCUUCACCUGUCAUUAAAGCAUUUCAAAAAGAGAUAGAUUCAUUAAAUAGUAGAAGUAAAGCUGCAGAAAGUUCGUUUCUACUUUUAUAUAAAAAUCUUCUUGAGAUUCCUGACCCUGUUCCUGUUUUGAAACAAGCAGAAUCUAUGAAAAAACAAUUAGAUAAAGCAAAGGAUUUAGAGCUUGAAAAUCAACAGUUAAGAACAACUUUAGAAGAAUACAAUACUGAGUUUGCUGAUGUAAAAAAUCAAGAAAUAACACUAAAUAAGCUGAAAGAGAAAUUGAAAAAAUAUGAGGAACAGACAGAUGAAAAAUUGAAGGCUUUACUUGAUGAAAAAGAAAAAGCUCUCCAAAUAUCAUACAAUGAGCGGGAACAGAAAUUGCUUGAUUCAAAACUUUUACUGGCUACAAAGUUGGGAGAUUCAGAAGCUAAGAUAAAAACUUUAAAAGAAGAGUUGGAAAAAACUCAAGGUGAAAUAUUUGAAUUAAAAUCGCGACACGAUGAAGAAAUCACAGCCAGAAUUUCAGAAAUGGAAAUUCUUGAGUCAGAUUUAGAAAGAGCAAAUCAGCAACUUCUUGCUGCUGAGAAGUUCUCAGAAAACUUCAAAUCCUUAUUUAAUCAAGAUACUAAAGAUGCUGCUGAUGGUCUAGGACAACAAAAUGAGGUUCAAUAUGAAAGCAUGCGUGCAAUGGAGUUUCAACUUUUAUCAAAAGAAAGAGAGCUAUCUGAUUUGAUGGAGGAAAUUCAUCAUCAACAAAGUGUAGCUGAUAAAUUUAAAAGAACAGUGGAAAGAGAACUUGCUUUAGCUGAAGGAGCUUUGGAAAAAAAAAGCAAAGAAGUUAACUACUUGAAUCAAAAGUUAAAUUCAAUGGGCGAUUACGAAGAAAUUAAAAGAGAAUUGCAAGUUUUGAAAUUGAUUGAAUUUCCUGGUCUAAAAGAAGAUGAAAAUGAGUUAUCAAUUGAUGUUAAGCCACUUGAAAAGUUAUUAUUGGAAAAAAAUAAAAGUUUACAAUCAGAAUGCACAAAGCUAAAAGUUCAAAAUGGAGAGUUGACUGGUAAAUAUGAUCAACUUCAAAAGAGUUACUCUGAAGUUUAUCGAACCGUAAAUGACCAAAAAGAACUAAUAUCACAACUGGAGACUGACAUAAUGAAUGUUAAAAGACUAUCAUCUAAUGAUUUCACUCCAACAUCUACUAUUACCUCUGAAGCUAUCACCAAGGCUGUUGAGCAUCUUCAUGCAGAUGAAUUUGAUGAGAUGGAUAAGCAAACUGUAGAAUCUUUGCUUCCUAUUGUAUCUAGCCAACGAGAAAGGUUCAGGUUAAAGAAUUUAGAGCUAGAGUCUCAAAGCCGCCACCAGCAGUAUCAAAUUUCUAUGCUUCAAAAUGAAGUGGAUAGUGUCAGACAAGAUAAUGUAAAACUUUACGAAAAAAUUAAAUUUUUGCAGAGUUACCCAAACAAGAAUAAUCUAUCUAUGAAGAUUGAUGAUGAUUCUACACAGAGAUAUAGUAAUUCAUAUGAAGAAAGAAUUGACCCUUUCAACGAUUUCUCAAGAAAGGAGAAAUUACAACGAUAUUCAAACCUCUCAACUCCAGAAAAGAUUACACUAAACAUGACUCGAUUUAUUUUGUCAAACAAAGUUGCUCGAACUUUGGUAUUUUUUUACACCAUUAUUUUACAUUGCCUUGUUUUCCUGGUACUCUACAAGUUUGCAUAUACCGAAUCCUGCAAAGAUGCCAUGCUACCUUUUUCAGAUUAUGAAAGAAUCUUGAAGUCCUCAGACAAAAAUUCGAUGACGUCAAUCUUAGUGGACAAAAAACCUCAAUGAAAGCGCAACCAAUAUAGAAUUUUUGAAGGAAUAUUAAAACGUUGUGCAAUUUGUAAUUUUAUGCGAUUUAUAUUGUCAAUUUUAUGUA